Messenger RNA from Carassius gibelio (silver crucian carp), 4206 nucleotides. Its product is annotated as phosphatidylinositol 5-phosphate 4-kinase type-2 alpha. Gene Ontology annotation, molecular function: phosphatidylinositol kinase activity. NCBI's taxonomy places the organism in Eukaryota, Metazoa, Chordata, Actinopteri, Cypriniformes, Cyprinidae. The coding region runs from base 552 to 1871 and encodes 439 amino acids. Gene Ontology annotation, biological process: phosphatidylinositol metabolic process. The transcript is spliced from 11 exons. The record is from RefSeq and is a predicted model, not a curated record.
CAGACCAACAACGUUACGUGAACCACAAGAUUUAUGUGUCAACGUGCAAGAGCUGAUCUAAAGCGGAGCUGUCAGAGACUGAGGCAGCAGAGCUCGAGCCCGAUCCAGCUGCUGCAUUCAGGCGCGGUGGAUGUCUUCAGAUGCCCAGUCUUCGUCGGGGCUUGACUUAAGCAGGACAGCGGUCGUUUCUUUUUAGUAUUUUGCCGUUUUUUAUUAGUUACGUUCGCACUGAGAGAUUCGUAAGUGGUCGUACCAUAAUAACGAUAGUUAACGGGUUUCCGCCAUGAUUUAAAUGAGGCGACACACCUUUUUUAUGUCGGGGUGGUGUAAUAUAAGCUAUCAAAAGACGGCUAGCAGUUAGCUGGUGGAUAGAGUUUUUCACCGUUCGUUUGCAGAGGGAUGCAUGAACGCGAUGCAUUAAAUAACGUAAGGGACACAUUGCAUGUCGAGAUCCGGCGGAGCGCUGCUGAUUGUGAACAGCUCGUGUCAAGACCUCGCCAAAGAGCCACGCGCGGAGAGGGAUUUGAUUGAUCCGAGCCUGCUCGCUAAACAUGGCCUCUGCAGCUAACAACCUCGCUUCAUCCAUCGCCAGCAAAUACAAGAAGAAACAUUUCGUGUCUCAGAAGGUGAAGCUGUUUCGGGCCAGCGACCCGCUGCUCAGCGUCCUGAUGUGGGGAGUCAACCACUCGAUAAAUGAACUCAGUCACAUCCAGAUUCCUGUUAUGCUGAUGCCUGAUGACUUCAAAGCCAACUCAAAGAUCAAGGUGGACAACCACCUCUUCAACAAAGAGAACAUGCCAAGCCAUUUCAAGUUUAAGGAGUACUGUCCCCUAGUCUUCCGCAAUCUGAGGGAGCGGUUCUCCAUUGAUGAUCAGGAGUAUCAGAACUCUCUUACACACAGGGCCCCGAUUCCCAGUGACUCUCAGGGCCGUAGUGGAGCACGUUUCCACACUUCAUACAACAAGAGGUACGUCAUCAAGAUCAUCACCAGCGAGGACGUGGCCGAGAUGCACAACAUUCUCAAGAAGUACCACCAGUAUAUAGUUGAGUGCCACGGAAACACGCUGCUCCCUCAGUUUCUGGGCAUGUAUCGCCUCACAGUGGAUGGAGAUGAGACCUACAUGAUCGUUACUCGUAAUGUCUUCAGUCACCGGCUGCCUGUUUACAAAAAAUAUGACCUGAAGGGAUCAACAGUGGCAAGAGAGGCUACCGACAGAGAGAAGCCACGUCCACCUGAGGAGGCUCCAUCCAAAUCACGCAUGAGCCAAAAGCUACAAACCAUCCGGAUCGCCACACGCUUUUACUGCGCCAUAAGACACACCAAGGAGCUUCCAACUUACAAAGACAAUGACUUCAUCAAUGACGGCCAGAAAAUCAUCAUAGAUGAAGAGAACAAGAAAAUGUUUCUGGAGAAACUCAAGAAUGACGUAGAGUUCCUGGCCCAGCUGAAGCUGAUGGACUACAGUCUGCUGGUGGGGAUCCAUGACGUGGAGCGAGGGGAGCAGGAACAGCCGGAGGAGGAGAUUGAAGACAAUGACGCUGGGGAGGAGGAGGGGACGGAGAGCGAUGGAGGGGCCACUGGCUCCCCGCCAGACAGCCCCAGUAACACACUAGACAGCAAUAGACCUCUGGGACCGGGAGAGUUUGACCCCAUCAUUGAUGUAUAUGCCAUCAAGAGCCAUGAAAAUGCUCCUAAAAAAGAAAUCUACUUCAUGGCAGUGAUUGACAUUCUUACUCCGUAUGAUGCCAAGAAGAAAGCAGCCCAUGCAGCUAAGACGGUCAAACAUGGGGCAGGGGCAGAGAUCUCGACGGUCAACCCUGAGCAAUACUCGAAGCGGUUUUAUGAUUUCAUCACCACUAUUCUGUCCUAACCGCUGCCUGAGGCUGUAACAGUAACAGGUGGUCACAUAUGAUCUCAUAUCCUGGGAGAGGUUUUGCUUUGUGUAACCGAUCCAGCUCUCAUGUCUGAGAUCUGUCAAGAUCUUUUCUUUUUCUUCUCUGUUGGAUUUUUCGGUAGGUUUAUGACUCCAUGUGGUUGUUAUACAUGUGAUAUAGUCAUGCAUAUAUAGCGUUCUGUAUACUUUUGUGUUCGAUAUUGUUGACUGAGAAACCACGUGUUAUUGUUUGUGCCCAGCAAUGUGGUAUGGUUAUCAUACUGGAAUUCUCAAAGCUGCUUAUAUAUUUAUUUUCUUUAUGUGCUUUGCCGAAAUCAAUUCAUUGCUCUCAAAGGAGUAGUUCACUCAAAAAUGUCCUCACCUUCAGACUAUCCAAGAUGUAACUCAGUUUCUUCAUAUGAACCGAUUUGGAGAAUUGUAGCAUUAAAUCACUUGCUCACCACUGGAUCCUCUGCAGUGAAUGGGUGCCGUCAGAAUGAGAGUCUAAACAGCUGAUAAUUUUUUUAAUCAGCUGUUUGGACUCCCAUUCUGACGGCACCCAUUCACUGCAGAGCAUCAGCUGGUGAGCAAUUUCUCCAAAUCGGUUUGGAUAAAGAAACAAACUCAUCUACAUCUCGGAUGGUCUGAGACACAUUACACUUUUUAUCAAGUUUAAAUUAGUCAUUUUUAAGUGAACUAUUCCUUUAAAAAAAAAUAAGUCCAGUUUUAAAUGAUGAAAAUAUAUUUCAAUUUAUAAAAUUAUUAAAUUUAGCCCUGAACAAAUAUGACCAGAGUCAGAAAUAAAAAUAAAUUGGGCCGUAAUUGUUUGAAAGUGUUGAUUGCACUAUCGCUCUUUAGCUGCAGGCAGUACCUUUAAAUCGGAUCUGUUUACAAACUGUAUGUAACAGUGGAAAAGAAUGCAACUUCAAGAUCAAUAACUGCAUUUACAGUUGAAAUCCAAUCAGUAAAUUAGAUGUAGAUGUUCUGCCUGUUGUGCAUCGGAAAGUCUUGCAAAGGAGCUCAAUAUUUGCAAUUGGCUCCGAUUAUAACGUUUAGUAUAACACAACUGUUUUUGCACAUGAUCUAAUGCACCAAAACAUUUAUGCAACUGAUUCCAGUUUUACCACUGACUCGCCGAGGGUCACGCAAUAGUAGUGAUUCGUAGAAUGUGUUAAAGCACCUAAUGGGUUACAUGUGCGUUGCCACUUUUGUAUCCCUAAUGAAAGAACAAAACAUUGCCUGUUUCAUGUUGUUGUAUGAAAAUGAAGCAUAUUUUGUACCUAACCUACCUUUUUUUUUUUUUUUACAGUAAUAAUUAGCAGGUUUACAGUGGGCCGUUCUCUUGAGAAUGCAGUUGUGCUGGCGCUAUAUUGAUGCUUGAAUCUGCUUAUAGUGUUUCAGCUGCACUGUAAAGAGCGAGAGAAUGCUGCCUUUUACUAUUGUUAUCUCUCUCUCUCUCUCUCUCUCUCUCUCAGCACUGUUGAAUAUUUGUGUGACCCCAGAGACCUUUAGUAUUAUAAACUAACUAGAUAUUGUGAUAUGUCUUCUUCUGAAAUAUUGUUUGCAAAGUAAUCCUAAAUAUUCUACUGUAUGUGUUGACAUAUAUACACUGUGCGAGGGUGUGCCUUUUUUACUCUGAAUUAUUUAAUUUUGUAUUUGAAUCAUUUUUUUAAAAAGAGACGCUUGAAAAAUGUUAUUUUCUAAAAAGGGAAAGGAGAAUAGGACGAAUCCUAAAGUGGUUUUACUGUUCCUCUGUAGAUGUGUAAAUAUGCGAGUGUAUGUGUUUGCAAUAUUAUGACAAUGUUGCAGUCCUAAGAGUUCCCCGACCCUGAUCAGUUUUGCUUAAUUUACUAAUUUGAUUCCUACAUUGUCGUUAUAAUUGAAGUUAUUUUUUGUUACAGUUACUAAUUAGAUAAUAAGCAAUGUCAGUUCUUGUUUUUGACUUUGAAUUUGAUGUCUGUACUGCAAAAAAAGCCACUUCUUUAAACUUUUUGGGAAAAAAUGACUUCACUUUGUCUCAAAUUGUAAAGCGUUAUGAUCUCUUUUGUGUUGUAAUUUGUAAAAACAUGCAUCCAUGUUGAAGGUACAGUGUGAGUUUGAUACUUUCAUGUUUGAGGAAGAGAAAAAAGCUUUGAAGGAAUUGUGAGCUCUUUUAAAUAUGCGGUCAAAAGGAGAUAUUAUCACUUGUCAGUCUACUUGUCAUAACUGUUAUCUAUGUCAUGCAAGUGUGCAGCUCUUGUGUGUGUGUGUGUGCUGUAGACCCAAAAUAUUUAAGAGCACUCUGUCCCAUAAGCAUUGCUCAAUAAAACGAUGCAUUGCUCAGCUUGAUAAA